Brachypodium distachyon (stiff brome) is the source of this 2109-nucleotide messenger RNA. Its product is annotated as putative disease resistance RPP13-like protein 3. The transcript has 7 exons. Gene Ontology annotation, biological process: defense response to other organism. Lineage: Eukaryota; Viridiplantae; Streptophyta; Magnoliopsida; Poales; Poaceae. The record is from RefSeq and is a predicted model, not a curated record. Gene Ontology annotation, molecular function: ADP binding. The coding region runs from base 250 to 2109 and encodes 619 amino acids.
UGUUUUGAAUGCAGAAACCAGGCGACUGCUCACCCGAAAGAAAAAGGAAAAACAAUCUUCGAUAGAACUCGCUCCCUAGUCCCUCUUCUGUCCCGAACCCACUGCGCCUCCUCCUCUGCCCCGAAUCCCCCGCCCUCGUCCUCUCUCCCCGUGGUGCCUCCGUGGGGUCGCCGUCGACGAGAUCCGCCGCCGCGCGUUGCGGCCGGGAUUCCACGCAGUUGCUGGGCGCCGGCCGGGAGACCACCGGGGAUGCUGCCGUCGAUGGAGGGAGUCAACGCCGGGCCAAGUGACAUCAAGUUCCUGAGGAAAGAGCUCGAGGCCAUGCAUGCGUUCCUUCUGGUGAUGUCGGACGUGGAGCAACCCGAUGAGCAAGCAAAGAUCCGUGUGAAGGCUGUGCGAGACCUGUCCUAUGACAUCGAGGACAACAUCGACAAGUUCAUGCAACUCGUUGAACCUGAGUCCAGUUCUAAUGAUAGUGGCUUCAUGGACCUUAUUAGCAAAUGCAAGAGAAAGGUAAAAGAUAUCAAGACCCGUCAUGAGAUCGCCAAGGAGGUGAAACACAUCAAGGACCAAGUCAAGGAAGUGAGCGAGAGAUAUGCAAGGUACACCAUUGAUGGGUUCUCUGCCAAGCCUAGAAAUGCAAAAGUUGACCCCCGAGUCAUGGCUGUUAUUAAAGAUGCAUCAGAGCUUGUUGGCAUCGAUGGCCCAAGAGAUGAGCUUGUAAGGUAUCUGGGCCAGGACGGUGAUGAAUCGACACGCCACCUGAAAUUUGUCUCCCUUGUUGGAUAUGGAGGUUUAGGCAAGAUUACUCUUGCCAACCAAGUCUAUCAAAAGCUUGGAGCAAACUUUGAAUGCCAGGCUAUGGUGUCGAUUUCACGAGAUCCUGACAUGACCAAGAUUUUGAGUUCAGUAUUAUCUCAAAUCAGCAACGGAGGAAAGAUUCAUGGCCGGUCAGGGGAUCAACAAGCCAAAAUCAGCCAGAUCAGAGAAUUCCUGGAAAAUAAAUGGUACCUUAUAGUGAUCGAUGAUAUAUGGGAUGUACCUACAUGGAGAAUUUUGGAGUGUGCAUUAUUUAAGAACAGAUGUGGCAGUAGAAUAAUGAUCACAACACGGAUUAACGAUGUAGCUAAAUCAUGUUGCUCUUCUAUUGGUGAUCUUGUCUACAAAAUGAAACCACUCAAUAAAGAUGAUUCAAAGAAGCUAUUUUACAAGAGAAUAUUUGGUAGUGAAGAGAACUGCCCUUUUGACUUCAAAGAAGCCUCGGCAGAUAUUUUGAAAAAAUGUGGUGGUUUGCCAUUGGCCAUCAAUUCUAUCUCGAGUUUGUUGGCUACUAGGCAAACAAAAGAAGAGUGGGAUCAGUUGGCUCUGUUUCCUGAAGAUUACAAGAUCCGAAGGGAGCGCUUAGUGCGCAGAUGGAUUUCAGAGGGUCUUAUUCGUGGUGAAGAUGGGGAAGAUCUUGCCGAAUUAGGAGAUGUAUAUUUCCAUGAGCUUGUUAAUAGAAGUUUAAUACAGCCGGUGGACAUAGGAUAUGAUGGCAAGGCAUAUAACAAAGUUCGUCGGCUGUCCCUGAUGGGAGAUGGUGAUGAAAGUAAUGUGAUUAAACCUCAUGAGUUGGAUUUGUCACAUGUUCGAUCAAUUGGUGCUUUUGGGUAUGGGUUUGGCAAGCAAAUACCUUUCUUUCUGAAGUCAGAUGCACUCCGCGUGUUGGACUUGGAAGGUUGCUUUGGACUGGAAGAACAUCAUCUGAAAAAUAUUGCAAGAUUCUCUCAGCUGAGAGCCACAGGAUCUUCAAAUGAUUGGACACAUACCCACUCUGAGUUCAAUUUGGAUGUCUAUGGAGCCUGCAUCAUCACCAGCGGAGGAUUUCAACAGUUGCAGAAGUUUGCAGUCGAAUGCAAUGAUUUGAUGUUUGAAAACGGGGCUAUGCCGAAGCUCAUGGAGCUUCGCCUCUAUAUCCGCUCAAUUAAGUGCAACUCUGGUGGUAGUUCAAAAAAACAAAAAAAGAUCAACUCUGGUGGUGUUGGCGUUUUUGAUUUUGGCAUCCAUGGCCUCCCUUGCCUUGCUACAGUCCAUGUCAUCAAGGAAGCAUUACCAUGGAAUGUGGGAUGA